Messenger RNA from Amphibalanus amphitrite, 1503 nucleotides. RefSeq lists its product as uncharacterized. Lineage: Eukaryota; Metazoa; Arthropoda; Thecostraca; Balanomorpha; Balanidae. Bases 1 to 1014 code for a protein of 337 amino acids. The transcript has 8 exons. The record is from RefSeq and is a predicted model, not a curated record.
AUGAUGUUCAAUCCCCAGUUCCCCUCCAACAGGGCGCUGGUGGUCACCUGUCGGAAACUGAAGGCGCUGCUCUGCUGCGCAACGGAUAAGCUCAGUCAGGCGGUCCUGGACGCCCUGGUCCGGGCAGACCUGGGGAAAAGAGAUGACGGCAAGCCGAGAACACUGAGGUUCAAAACACUAGCUGAUACCUGUGAAGCUGUUUAUGAUAAACUGAUCAUACCGUCGGAUACCGGCAACAUCAAAGUACUAAGACUGAGGGACGACAAAUCCUGCGGUUCAUCUUUGAAGAUCAUCUUUCCACCGGGCCAUAGUGAUGAGCAGCUAACGGCUCUGCUGGAGUCCCUCCAAUCCUUGGAGGAGCUCACGGUCUCCAUUCUUCCUGACUCGACGGGACGGUGGCUGCAGCUGCUGCCGCCGUCCUUGAGGCGCCUGGACGUUUUCGGACUGGGGGAGACGGGGGAGCCGCUGACACUGGCGAAGGACAGACGGCUCGACCAUGGGCUGGAGGUCGUCAUAGAACAGGCGGGAGAUGACGUCAUCAACCAGCUGGCCAAGGAGCUGGGACCACGGGUUACCGCGCUGGUCAUGUUCAACUGCCCGCGUGUCACUGCCGGGGCCCUACAGAGGCUGCUGUCCGCCCUCACCGGCCUGGAAGACGUCACACUUGACGGCUCUCUGUCCGGCGCCAUCACUGACGCCUCACUGGCCGCCCUCCACGGCCGCUCCCAGCUGCGUAUAAUGCAGCUGGGAACGCCCAGUGUACUCUGUACGGAUAUACCGGUCACAGAGGUCAGCAGGCUGGUGGUUACCUGUCGGAGACUGGAGUGGCUGCUCUUUUACGCAACGGGGGAGCUCAGUCAGUCGGUCCUGGACGCCCUGGUCCGGGCAGACCUGGGGAAAAGAGAUGACGGCACGCCGAGAACACUGGGGUUCUUGGUCCAUGGAGCCGUUUAUGACAGGCUGAGAAUACCGUCUCAGACCGGCAACAUCAAGGUUGUGAGGUGCGACGAAUAAAUACUAUGUAGAUACGAUCAUCACUUGUAACGACUCGCCGACACCCACAGCGGUGUCAGUGGUGAUCAUUCUCGGCUCGUUCCCCCUUCUGAUUGGCUCAUCACAAGACGCCGAGGUGACGGACAAAUGGGACGACAGUCUGCCGGGCUUUAUCACCAACUGGGAGCUGGUGAAGCUGCGCUCCUUCAGCAUCAGCGUGCACCGGGUGAACACGGUGGGGUCGAACAUAACGCCUGCUCGUUCUUACUACGCUGCUUCUGCUUAUGUGUCUUCUGUAUCAUGUAUGAUGAGAAACAAUGACGUGAUAGUUCGGUGAAAAUCAUUCAAAUGAUGUGAGCAAUAUUAGAGAUUGUGUGACUUGGGGAAUACAAAUAUGGGUAAGAUGCACAGUUAGAUGAUCAUGUUGCCUUAUCCAGCCUUAUCUGUUAGAGCACCCUGCUCUACGGAAUCGAUAGAAUGAACGCACCAUAUGCAGCGGCGGCGGAAUAG